Molecule: messenger RNA, 1491 nt
Organism: Sceloporus undulatus (fence lizard)
Lineage: Eukaryota; Metazoa; Chordata; Lepidosauria; Squamata; Phrynosomatidae
Product: outer dense fiber protein 2-like
Exons: 2
Coding region: 24-458 (144 amino acids)
Biological process (GO): regulation of cilium assembly
Cellular component (GO): centrosome
Source: RefSeq, a predicted model, not a curated record
UGUGUGUAUCAGGUGGUGGAGGAAUGCUGUGUGUUGAAUGUUUUCUGACCUUCCAAAAGUUGAGAUCAGACUACCACUGUUACCAAUCUCCUUUCCAAAGAGGAAUCUUGGCUCCCCUCUCCCCCAAAAUCAAACUCAUUCUUUCUGCCUUGUUGCAGUUGGAGCAAACAAGAGAGCGAGCCGCAGCAAGGGAACGAACAGCACAGUCCAAGAUACUGGAUUUGGAGACCCAGCUGAGCAGGACAAAGACAGAAAUGAAUCAGUUGCGACGGAACAAGGAUGACGCAGAACAUAGAUACCAAAGCCGCCUCCAGGACCUGAAGGAUCGUCUUGAACAGUCGGAGAGCACCAACCGCAGCAUGCAAAACUACGUCCACUUCCUCAAGUCUUCUUACGCCAAUGUCUUUGGAGACAGUGCCUUGACAAGCUCCCCCAUCCGCCCUCGGUCUCCCCUGUGAUCAAACCCUUUCCCCUAAGCCUCUGAUCCUCUCUUCUUACAGGCUCAGUUGGGUGGGGGCCUCUUUCGAAGCCAUAGCUGACUCUGCCAUCUGUUACUUUUGGAGUGGCAGGGACAUCUUUUACUCAGGCAGGCUGCACCAUAGGCUUAUAAGAUGGGCAGAGAGAGAGGUGCAGGGCACAUUUUACCUUCCCCGGUCUUCUAGUGCCUUAACACAGGUUACAUCUUUUGCGAGUAACCUGCAGGUUUGUAAUUCAGCCUGUAUUUUUAAAAUGGGUGUUUUGUCAAUGCUUUUGUCCAAGUUUUACAAGGUUCAAAGAUCAUGUUUAUUAGAUGCAGAGAAAAUUGGAUUUUUAAAUCAAUCCUUUGAAGAGUUGUUAACACAGAAAAAGCCGUGUCCAUUAGCCACGUACCGUAGGGCCAGAUGCAUGGGGUACGAAAUCCUUUUCUUCUAUUUGUUGUAGUUAUUCUAGGAGGCAUCCAUAGUAAGACUAAGUCAUAGCCUACCACUGUCUGCAGAGUAUCCUGCUUGUAGGAAAGGGCAUUUUAUAUGCGCUGUUCUUCAGCAGAAAUCCACAGGAUCCAUAGUUACAGAUCUAUAUACUUUUGAUCAUCCACCUGUUUUCAUAUGUGUGACUUAGUGUUGAGCAGUGAGGUUUUAUCUGUCAGGUGUGCAUCUUACUGUUUUGUUUCCACUCUGAUGUGUGUCUCUGUGUGACCUCUUAGUUGCCGUUAUCCUGGAAUAACUUCUGAUCUGGAGUUGCAUGUGCCAAUCCCCAUUGCGGGCGGACGCAAGGCUGAAUUGCUUUUGAUGUUCUCUUCUGGCUUGUGAAGUUAGGGAGAAACUGAUUGUUUGCGGAAAGCACAAACGUAACACUUAUGUCUUCCCAAUAUUUGAUGCUUUUUAAUGGUUUUGCGUUGUGGUUGUGUGGGUGAAGGUGGAGGGAAAAACCAGCCGACUGCAUUGCUGUUUUGAAUUUUUACUAUUUAUAUAUGAGACCAUCGAACCUAUAUUUGAGUUUAACGUGUGACUU